Messenger RNA from Volvox carteri f. nagariensis, 849 nucleotides. RefSeq lists its product as uncharacterized. The transcript has 5 exons. The record is from RefSeq and is a predicted model, not a curated record. The coding region runs from base 145 to 849 and encodes 234 amino acids. Lineage: Eukaryota; Viridiplantae; Chlorophyta; Chlorophyceae; Chlamydomonadales; Volvocaceae.
CACAUUCAAAUCGAUCUUUCAAGCGGCUUACCAAGUGAGGACUCCCUUUAUCAUGUCUGCCCCGAACGCCCCCGCUCCAUUCCGCUCUAUGCUACGGCCCCAAACAGAAGCCGGCUUCGCAGCAAGCUAGUGAAUUGGGCUACUAUGGUGGCGGCGUAUAAACCUCCCGUGGAAUGCACCUCCCAUACUUGUCUCCGGGGCUUUGUGGUACAGGGCACCCUGCGCAAGUGGACAACGGCGCGGGGCUCGGGCCUUAUCCGUAAUUUCAGCAGUCUUUGGGAGCAGCUGUUGCAGCAGGGUCAGGACCAUCAUCGACCCACACAUGCAGGCGUGGGCACAAUCAACGUGACGGUACUGGGCAAGGGCAAGCGUCGUGACCUCGACAUUCCGCUGGCUCUAGAUCACCGCGUGGAGUUCUACAGCGGGCUGUCUUACCCGGACUUUUGGCAGAAGAUCUACAGCAGCUAUGCCCUGGUACCCGCCUUUGGCAGCAACCAGUACUUCAAGACGCGCAUCAGCUCAACAGUUCUGGCGUCGCUCACUACAUGUGUCCCCAUGAUCGUCACACAAAAGAUGCUGGACGUCUACUCAUUUUUCAAGGAGGAGCACGUGUUCCUGCAACGGCCCGGGGAGCGUGAGGUGGAUGUGAUGAUGCGCAUCCUCAGCAUGGAAGAUGACGUCAUCUUCAACCGCCGCCGAGCGUUAUGCCAGUUGCGACAGGAGCUCGGUAAGCUAGCGGCGGCGGUACUGAAUGAGGCGUUGGCGUUGGCUGGUGUUAAUGCUGCUGCUGACGCUGGCCCUGGUGCCGGGGCGGCAGCGACCGCAGACAUCACGGUAUCUGGAACGUAA